This is a messenger RNA of Spirometra erinaceieuropaei, 285 nucleotides long. The record is from the annotation of a GenBank genome assembly. NCBI's taxonomy places the organism in Eukaryota, Metazoa, Platyhelminthes, Cestoda, Diphyllobothriidea, Diphyllobothriidae.
AUGACAACACCCGAUGUUCCCUCGUCCACCUCUACCUCAUCCCCCACGCCGAAAACUAACACUGACCGAACUCCCGAAUCCCCACUGCCAUCCACCUCCAUCGCCUCAGUAUGCGCUGCGGAGACUCCUGUACCCACCACCACUGCACUAAAUCUUGAUGCACUGACAAACAUCCACCUCACCAUCGCCAACACCAACGAUAUGGACUCGAUCCAUACCUGCCCUCAUUGCGACCGCAUCUUCACCUCACACAUCAGCCUGGUCGGUCAUUUGCGAAUCCAUUGA